Messenger RNA from Peronospora matthiolae, 276 nucleotides. The record is from the annotation of a GenBank genome assembly. Lineage: Eukaryota; Oomycota; Peronosporomycetes; Peronosporales; Peronosporaceae.
AUGUCGUGCUCCAAGAAGUCCAUGCGGAACUACAAGGUGUUUAACGCUGUGGAUGUUCAGAUCACGGAUGACGAAAUCGUCCAAGCAAUCGGCAGUGGCGACAUUGUCAUGUCGAUGAAGACACCCCAAGGGAUAAAGAAAGGUGUGCUCACAAACGUGUGCCACAUCCUAAAGUUAGCCAGAAACCUGCUCUCAGUCGGCCGCUUCACCAAGGAUGUUGGCCCAGUGACGUUCACAAAGGAUGGGUGCUAUGGAGAAGCGAAAGGGACCAAGUGA